AUGAAGCGAAUCGCUUUAUUUUUGGCUCUGAUUCCUAUAUUCCACGCGAUUUUUCUUCGCGAUCCCGUUAUUCUAUCGGAUAAUCAGCAGCUGAAAUCCGGAAAAAAUAGAUAUGAAGAAGGGUAUUUGAAAGUGCCAAUUGAUCAUUUCUCGUUCAAUAAUGACUACGAAUUUGAACUCAGAUACUUCUUGAAUACUACUCAUUAUGUUGAAGGUGGUCCGAUAUUGUUUUACACUGGAAAUGAAGGAACCCUUGAGGCGUUUGCUGAGAACACUGGAUUUAUGUGGGAUUUGGCCCCCGAGCUCAAAGCAGCUGUCGUAUUUGUUGAGCAUCGAUUUUACGGCAAAUCGCAGCCCUUCAAGAGCGAAAGCUACAAGAACAUCAAGAAUUUGGGAUAUUUGUCGUCACAGCAAGCACUUGCCGAUUUCGCGUUGGCAAUUCAGUAUUUCACAAAGGAGAAAAUCGCCGGAGCGUCGGAAUCGCCGGUGAUUGCGUUCGGAGGAUCGUACGGCGGAAUGCUCGCCGCGUGGCUUCGAUUGAAAUACCCGCAUCUUGUUGACGGAGCAAUUGCCGCUUCAGCUCCAGUCUUCUGGUUCACCGAUUCCGACAUUGCCGACGAUACCUAUGAUUUUAUCGUCACUCGCGCUUUCCUUGACGAAGGCUGUAGCAGAAAAGCAAUCGACAAGGGAUGGUUGGCAUUGAACGAGUUGUCGGCAACUGAGAAUGGCCGGAAAUUCCUCAACGAAUUGUUCCGACUCGAUGAGAAAUCAUUGAUCGAUAAGAAAGAGGACGUCGAGUUUUUGAAGGCUUAUAUUCGCGAAUCGUUUGAAGCCAUCGUUAUGGUCAAUUAUCCAUAUGAAUCUUCGUUUUUAAGCCCACUUCCAGCAUGGCCUGUUAAGGAAGCUUGCAAGUUCGCUCAGGUGCCAGGAAAAACGGUUGAAGAAAGUGCUGAACAACUCUAUAAGAUUGUUAAUCUUUACUACAACUACACGGGAACCAAAACGACGCAUUGCGCGAAUGCUGAAAAAUGUGAGAACGCGUUUGCGUCUCUCGGCGAUCCGCUUGGAUGGCCAUUCCAGACAUGCACUGAAAUGGUGAUGCCAUUGUGUGGAAGUGGAUAUCCAAACGAUUUCUUCUGGAAUGAUUGUCCAUUUACAAUUCCAAAGUGGUCCGAAUAUUGCAAGAAGACAUUCUCAUCGAUUGGAUAUAACUCGACACUUCUUCGACCAACUGCCGGCGGCAGAGCAUUCGGAGCCAAAAAGAUGCCAAUUUCAAAUGUCGUAUUCUCGAAUGGAUAUCUUGAUCCAUGGUCUGGCGGCGGUUAUUCGAAGAACGAUUCGGUUGAAGGAUCAGUUGUCUCAGUUAUCCUUAAAAAAGGAGCUCAUCACUAUGAUUUGCGUGGAGCUCAUCCUCAAGAUACCGAAGAGGUGAAGAAGGUGAGAGCAAUGGAGACGGAGCAAAUCAAAAAAUGGAUAAGCGAGAAACUUUUGGGCAAAUUCAUGAACGUCAAAAAAUGGGAUUAUAGCGCUGUGGGUCCUCAUAAUAAUUCGCUUACUAUUUAA
Messenger RNA from Caenorhabditis bovis, 1563 nucleotides. Lineage: Eukaryota; Metazoa; Nematoda; Chromadorea; Rhabditida; Rhabditidae. The record is from the annotation of a GenBank genome assembly.